AUGCAAUCCAUGCCCAUUGGGCCUGUCGAAACCGGGCAGGUGGCUUGUUGCGAAUGCGGGACUCCGAUCCCACCAAAUCCGGCCAACAUGUGCGUGGCUUGUUUGCGCAGUCGAGUGGAUAUUACCGAGGGAAUACCGAAGCAGUGUAAGUGUUUUAUUUCAUCCGAAAGUUUAGGGAGAGAGGAGGAUAAAUAUUCGAAUGGAAAUGGGUCGGUAAAACAAUAUAAAAGCGAAAGGAUAGAGAAGCGCAGUAAAUAGAGAGGGAGCUAAUGGUGUUUCGGAGGUUUCCUGAUCCAGAAUCACUCUGAGCAAAAAUUUAUAAGUAGACGUUUUAAAAUCUUAAUCCAAAUUGCCAUGGAUAAUAUAAAUUUUGGUAUAGAAGAAAGGCUACUGUUAUCAUAGGGUUUGAUUAUGAAAAUAUUGUUCAUUUGGGUCCAUUUCAGCCAAUUUGAUGCACUGCAAGUUCUGUGAGCGUUAUUUGGUACCACCUUCUACUUGGCAAGUGGCUGCUUUGGAAUCAAAAGAACUUCUAUCCUUGUGUUUGAAGAGAAUCAAGCCUCAAAUGCUGAAUGUUCGUCUUGUUGAUGCUCAGUUCAUCUGGACUGAGCCUCAUUCCAAGCGUGUCAAGGUUAAAAUGGCUGUUCAGAAAGAGGUUUUCACCAAUGCAGUUCUCCAACAAUCUUUCAUCGUCGAAUAUGUGAUUUGCGGUCAAGUAAGUGUUUUUUCGCUAGUGUUUUGACUUUUAGGAACGAAGAAGGAUGUAUAAAACGUUAGGAAAUUCUGGAAGGACUCGUAAAGGACUAUUUCUACAAGGAUUUUCCAAGUCCAACUUAUUCUUAAUAGGCGAGCGGAUAUUUUCGUACAAAAUCAAGCUAAAAAGCUUUUUGCCAAUAUUUUUUGGUUUUUUCAGGUCUGCGAAGAUUGUCACCGAGUCCAGGCCAAGGAUUAUUGGCGAGCUCUUCUUCAAAUCCGCCAGAAAUGCGAUUUCAAAAAGACCCUCUUCUAUCUAGAACAACUUCUUCUAAAAUACGAUGCCGCUUCCCAAGCAAACAACGUGAAACCUGUUCCAACUGGAAUUGACUUCUACUUUGCGAAACAACAGGAUGCCCGGAAGCUUUUGGAAUUCAUCAACACUGUUUUACCAUGCAAAUAUCAUUACAGUCAGCAGUUGAUUUCUCAGGAUGUCAAGAACAAUACUUAUGAUUACAAGCACACUUAUUGCAUUGAGAUUUGCCCAGUCACCAAGGAUUCGUUGGUCUGCUUGCCCAAGAAGUUGGCUCAGUCGUAUGGAAAUAUGUCUCAACUCUUGGUUGUCCUGAGGGUAACCAAUGUUUUGAGUCUGAUCGAUCCCACAAAUUGUCAGGUUUAUGAUGUGAACAGGUAAGAAAUAUAAUUUUUGUGGGAAUUUAGAAAAGUUUGACGUUGUUUCAGGCAAAAAAAAAUGACCUUGUUUUAGGUAAAAUUUUAUGUAUUUUUUUCAGUUUGACUUUCUUCAAAGAGCCAUUCGAAAUGUUCCUGGGACCAAAGAACAUGGUCGAAUUUUAUGUUGUCGAAGUGGAAAAUGUGAAUGAAAUCAAACGCAGUAAAGGGCACGGGCAUGUUUCACAUAAACAUCAACUGGUUGAAUUGUUUGUAUGUCGCGCAAAUGAAGUUGGCGAACCGGAGGCACAUUUGUACUCCACUAAAAGUCAUCUAGGAAAAAUGCUGAAGCCUGGAGACACUGUAAUGGGUAGGUAUUUCAAACAUUUUGAUUUGAUUUUUAGGAUACGAUUUGCUCAACACGAAUGUGAACAAUCCCACGUUCGAUAACAUGAAGGAUCAUGAGAAACCGGACUGUAUUUUGGUCAGAAAAUGCUACGAUCGGGAGCUGAGACAUCGUAAACGAAACUGGAAAUUGAAGAGAUUAAUCGACCAAGGAGACUCGGCUAGUGUUGAAAAUGAGUUCCAGGUUCGUCUAGCGGAAAAUUUUAAUACUAGCAGAUACUUUUGGGAUGGUUUUGGAUACUUUUUGACGUUUUUUUAAACUAUGGUUCAAAAAUUUUUUUUUUACUUAAAUAUUUUUCAGCGCUUCAUCGAGGACUUGGAAGAAGAUGAACAUCUCCGAGAGAAGGUCAAUCUCUACCGUGAUCCCACCAAGAAACUCGCUCCAGAAUCCGAAAUCGACCCGGCUGACAUACCAGAAGGCACUCAACUCGCGGAUUUGCUGGAAGAAAUGGACAUUGCUGAUGUUGAAAUGGCGGAAAGCUAG
Messenger RNA from Bursaphelenchus xylophilus (pine wood nematode), 2248 nucleotides. Lineage: Eukaryota; Metazoa; Nematoda; Chromadorea; Rhabditida; Aphelenchoididae. The record is from the annotation of a GenBank genome assembly.